Messenger RNA from Trichosporon asahii var. asahii CBS 2479, 390 nucleotides. Its product is annotated as metal ion transporter. Gene Ontology annotation, biological process: mitochondrial respiratory chain complex IV assembly. NCBI's taxonomy places the organism in Eukaryota, Fungi, Basidiomycota, Tremellomycetes, Trichosporonales, Trichosporonaceae. Bases 1 to 390 code for a protein of 129 amino acids. The transcript is spliced from 2 exons. The record is from RefSeq and is a predicted model, not a curated record. Gene Ontology annotation, cellular component: mitochondrial intermembrane space.
AUGUCGUUCGGCCGCCCCGGAGCCCUCUCCGAGUCCUUCAAGGUCACCCCGCCGCAGCGCGGUUCCUUCCCGCUCGACCAUGAUGGCGAGUGCAAGGACUUCAUGAUCUCGUACAUGUCCUGCCUGAAGCGUAACCGGGCCGAUGCGGGCUCGUGCCGCCCCGAAUCCAAGGCCUACCUCGAGUGCAGGAUGGACAAUGGCUUGAUGUCGCGAGACGAUUUCCAGAAUCUUGGUUUGGGAGAUGUCGAGGCGCGCAAACCCUCUGACCCGCCUGCUUCCUCCCCUCAAUCUGCUCAGAAUGCGCCGCCAGCCAAGGAGACGUCGAGAGGAUGGUUUGGCGGGUCUUCGAGUGGUGGAGGCAGCGGUGAUGGGGAUAAGAGAUUAGUCUGA